This is a messenger RNA of Cavenderia fasciculata, 1149 nucleotides long. RefSeq lists its product as uncharacterized. Lineage: Eukaryota; Evosea; Eumycetozoa; Acytosteliales; Cavenderiaceae. The transcript has 2 exons. The record is from RefSeq and is a predicted model, not a curated record. Bases 1 to 1149 code for a protein of 382 amino acids.
AUGGACAACAAUAAUAACAAUAAUACAUCAUCAUCAUCAUCAUCAUCAACGACCUAUGAUGAUGAUGAUGAAUAUAAUAACAACAAUAAUAAUAGUAAUAAUGAUGAUGACGACUUAUUAAAACCUCCAAGUGAUGGUGAAGGGUCUGUUCCUCCACAAGGACCCGUUUCAUUCCUUGUUGAUGUAGUAUCUGACUUUUUGGGUGUUGGUCCUCUACACAAUGAUAAUCAUGGUGUUGGACUUGACUCUACCGUCAACGAUCAUUCAUCUAAUAUUAUCACUUCACCAGGAGAAGCAUUGGAUAGUGUUAUCAACAAUGAAUCGACAAAAGAGAUACAGUUGCCUUGGGGACCGGUUAGUGUCAAAAGAGUCAAUGAAGUCAUCUUUCUUUUGGGUGGUGCUUCUAUCAUCUCUUUUGCACUACGUACUCUCUUUUUUGGAAAGACUGUUCGUGCCAUUGAAAUUCCAGAUGGUAAUCUUACAACUAUCAUCCUUCGUUCAAAUACUAUUAAAUCUUUAAAGAAAUCUAUAUUACAAAAUAGUGAUCCAUUAUUUCCAGGUGUAUCAUUGACAGCUGAUGAUAUAAAGACAAGUGCAUUUGUUGAUCCAAUAUUUACGGAACCUAUUCUGACUAAUAAUCAUGUCAGACAAAUACAAGAUGGUGCCUAUAUCGUUUGGACUAAAGCAGAUUAUGAGAUACCUCGUACAUCUGUUGCAUUGAAGAGUUUGAUCAAGGACCGUCCUGUUUUCGAUAGACUACGUCUACAAUCAGAGAUGGACAAGAUCAUUAAACUCAUUAGUUUGUUGGGUCCGUCUCUAACUGACAAACAAAUUGAACUUCACCAUUUUCGUAGAGUCACUGCACCUUCCCUGUGGCACAGAAUCAAAAGAUGGUGGAAUAAUCGUAGUAAUGUCCACACGCAACAGUAUCAUCCAGACAUGCCAAUCAACUAUCAAGAGAUUGUCAUGAAUGACCAUACCAACCCUCUCACACUCAGAGAGCGUGAUGAACUCAUCCAUUUAAUGUUGAUUGGUAAAGGUGACCCUAUUUUUGAUCUCUACCGAAAACAUCAAUACAAUAUUAUCGAGUUUAAGAAACAACUUAAAUCUUGGAUUCAUCAAUACAACACCAACAACAAACAACAAUAG